Molecule: messenger RNA, 637 nt
Organism: Mesocricetus auratus (golden hamster)
Lineage: Eukaryota; Metazoa; Chordata; Mammalia; Rodentia; Cricetidae
Gene: Scrg1
Product: stimulator of chondrogenesis 1
Exons: 3
Coding region: 169-465 (98 amino acids)
Source: RefSeq, a predicted model, not a curated record
AGAGACUGUCAAUCUCAGGCAGGGACAAGGCAGACAGAGGUCCAUUUGUAAGGAACCUCCUCCCACUGCCUCCCCUCUCCUCCUUCGCCCAGACUACCCAGGCAGCUGGAGCACUCAAGAAGGUCUUUCUGCCAAUAAGACUGAAAAGAAAGAAAAGGAACAAAAGCCAUGAUGAAAUUUGUGGUGCUUGCCACCCUCGGGCUAACUCUGCUGCUAGGAGCCCAAGCCAUGCCUUCAAGUCGCCUUUCUUGCUACAGAAAGAUGCUAAAAGAUCGUAACUGUCACAACCUUCCAGAGGGCAGAACCGACCUGACGCUGAUCGACACAAACAUCCAGCAUCAUUUCUGGGAUGGUAAAGGAUGUGAGAUGAUCUGUUACUGCAAUUUCAGCGAAUUGCUCUGUUGCCCAAAAGAUGUCUUCUUUGGACCGAAGAUCUCCUUUGUGAUCCCCUGCAACAGUCACUGAGGAUCGCCACGCAUUCCAGAGAACUCGGGGCGUUCCCCAGUUCCCACUAACUGCAUCCGUGUAGCUACAGUUCCGAUUUCCCAUAGUGUGUACAAAAGCACAGCUUGUACAAAGUCUCACUCGCCCCCGAGUAAACCUGGCUAACACAGCAAUAAAAGUUAUUUCCACUCCA